Messenger RNA from Haliotis rufescens (red abalone), 2702 nucleotides. Its product is annotated as serine--tRNA ligase, cytoplasmic-like. Lineage: Eukaryota; Metazoa; Mollusca; Gastropoda; Lepetellida; Haliotidae. Gene Ontology annotation, biological process: seryl-tRNA aminoacylation. The transcript is spliced from 11 exons. Gene Ontology annotation, cellular component: cytosol. Bases 94 to 1611 code for a protein of 505 amino acids. Gene Ontology annotation, molecular function: ATP binding; tRNA binding; serine-tRNA ligase activity. The record is from RefSeq and is a predicted model, not a curated record.
UGCGUAUUAGUCCACGUUGGAAAUAUUGAGAAACGGACAGGCAAGGCCCAUCGGUGUCGAGGUGUUGCGUGAAAACUUGAUUAACUUGUCAACAUGGUGUUAGAUAUUGAGCUCUUCCGUGCCGACAAGGGUGGGAACCCUGCUAAAAUCAAGGAGAACCAAGCCAAAAGAUUUAAAGAUGUUACGUUAGUGGACAAAGUUGUCGACCACGACACAGCAUGGAGGAAACUGAGGUUUCGAGCAGAUUUGCUGAACAAACUCAAGAACGUGUGCAGCAGAGUUAUUGGAGAAAAAAUGAAGAAAAAGGAAGCAGUUGGUGAUGAUGCCGCUGUUCCAUCAGAAGUUCUGGACAACCUGGAUGGUAUUACACAAGAUCAGCUAACAGGUUUGACAGUGAACCAGAUCAAGAAAGUACGAGUUGAGAUUGAUGAAGCCAUGAAGAAGAAUGAUGCUGAUCUGGCUACUGAGGAAACACUACGAAAUGAAUCUCUGAAGGAAAUUGGCAAUAUGAUUCAUGAAAGCUGCAUUAUCAGCAAUGAUGAGGCUGAGAACGGAAUUGAGCGUACAUUUGGAGAUAUAGAAGUGAGAAAGAAGUAUUCCCAUGUGGAUCUGGUGGUGAUGGUGGACGGUGUCGACAGUGACAGAGGGACAGUCACAGCUGGUGGGCGAGGCUACUAUCUCAAGGGCCCCCUGGUCUUCCUAGAGCAGGCCCUGAUCAACCAUGCCCUGCAGAUGCUGCAACUCCGGGGCUUCACUCCACUGUACACACCAUUCUUCAUGAGGAAGGAGGUGAUGCAGGAGGUUGCCCAGCUCUCCCAGUUUGAUGAUGAGCUGUACAAGGUAAUAAGCAAGGGCAGCGAGAAACAAGAUGAGAGUGCUAUUGAUGAGAAAUAUCUGAUUGCCACCUCAGAGCAACCUAUUGCUGCAUUCCAUCGAGACGAGUGGAUCCCCACUGAGAGUCUGCCCCUGAAGUACUGUGGCUACUCCACAUGCUUCCGCCAGGAGGUCGGCUCACAUGGCAGAGAUACAAGAGGCAUCUUCAGGGUGCAUCAGUUUGAAAAGGUAGAGCAGUUUGUUAUCACUUCACCUAAAGAAAACUAUUCUUGGGAGAUGUUUGAUGAAAUGAUAAAGAAUGCUGAAGAUUUCACACAAUCACUUGGCAUCCCCUACCGAGUGGUCAACAUUGUCUCAGGUGAAUUGAACAAUGCUGCAUCCAAAAAGCUGGAUCUAGAGGCAUGGUUCCCAGGAUCAGGUGCCUUUAGAGAGCUGGUGUCAUGUUCAAAUUGUUUAGACUACCAGUCGAGGAGACUCAAGAUCAGAUUUGGUCAGACCAAGAAGAUGAAUCAGGAGGUGGAUUAUGUUCACAUGUUGAAUGCUACCAUGUGUGCCACGACUAGAGUCAUCUGUGCCAUCUUAGAAAACUUCCAGACGGAAGACGGAGUUCUUGUGCCCAAAGUCCUUGGUCGGUUUAUGCCAGAGGUAUAUGCAGAGAAGAUACCAUUUUUGAAACCUGCACCAAUUGAAGAACAGGAGAAUAAGAAACAGAAAAAGAGCAAAGACAAGAAGAAGAACUUAGAGGAAGGUGUACAAAAUAUGGAUAUCAAGAAAUAAACCUGUGAUAAGCAUGUCACAUGCUCAAAACAAUGGGACCUGUACACAAAUUUGCAGGAUAUUCGCUGCAAUGUAUUUAUUUCACUCGAAGUGCUGACAUAUUUUUCAUCCCUUGAAAUGCUACAUCAUGAACAAUUGUUAGCAAUCACCAUUAUUUUGGUUUGUGCUGUCUCAAUAUUGAGGCCUUUAGCUUGUUUAGUAUUUGAAUCUUGGAAGAUGUCUGUCUAUAAAGCUUAUCUUUUAUUUUGUUUUACUUUUCACAAAUGUCUUUAAGAUAGUUAUUGGUGAAAAUACAUAUGAUUUUUGAACACAUUUAUUUAAAAUAAAAAUGGAUCCAGCACAUGUCUGGUCUUCUCCGUCAUAGCUGGAAUAUUGCUGAGUACGGUGUUAAACAAAAAACAAACCCUUAUGGAAAUAUUAACAGAGCGCCAGAUAAUAUUUUGAGCAAUUGAGGUUUUACUCAAAGCUUUCUAUUUAUUUGUGAAAAUACAUAUGAUUUUUGAACACAUUUAUGUAAAAUAAAAAUGGAUCCAGCACAUGUCUGGUCUUCUCCAGGAAUUCUACAUGAAUAUAUAAAUUUGUAUGGGGGGAAAAGGAUUGUUAUUUUACAAUAUUGUUAAGAAGAGCCAGUUGUUCCUUUUUCAAUGAAGUUUUAAUAUAUUUAGUCAUGAGAUCACAGAAAAGACUCCUGAAGUUAUGCCAAGUGAUGAAGUCAUUUUCUCCUUCUGACCAAAACCUUUUAAGAAUCUUUAACAUGAUGUAUUAGAAACAAUUAAUUUCAACUGCUCGAUGCGAACAUAAAUAAUGAACGUGUUGAACAGAAAAUAACGACAGGUACAGUCAUACACUUUCAAUGUAAGCCUGAGUUAAGUAAAAAUUUAGUAGUAGUCUGUACUAAUAUCUGCUAUGAAACCAGACUGAAACGUUAGUUGCAAUUAGUUACAACUGAUGAUUAUAUUAUCACUAUGAAUCACUCUUGUUGCAACACUUUCAUGUUGGCUUGUGCAAUUUCACAACUAUGAGUCUAUGACAUGGAACAGUGAAGAAACAUGAAUUGCAAUGGAAAAUGUCAAUUAAAACUGAAAACUGAA